AUGCUAGUCUGGCCCAUGCUAAUAGGGCCAACCCAACUGGUUGGUCGAGUUGUCCUUUCGAGGGCCGAGUUUUCUCCAACAACCACCGACGCCACAACUGUCCUCAUUUCGGGCCACUUUGAGGCGUCAUGGCGUCGGGACAGAGGGCGGCUCUUUGAGCUGGCGCGUCCACCGGGUUCUGCUUGUCCGGUAUCUCAACUCUCGUCCAACCGCUUCGUUCCACCUUUCAGCCUCGGCCCUGAGGCAGGCAGGCAAGAGGCCGGGGCCGUUGACACAAGGCCGGACCGGUGUGAUGCUGAGGCCUUCGGGUAG
This is a messenger RNA of Protopolystoma xenopodis, 312 nucleotides long. The record is from the annotation of a GenBank genome assembly. NCBI's taxonomy places the organism in Eukaryota, Metazoa, Platyhelminthes, Monogenea, Polystomatidea, Polystomatidae.